Archocentrus centrarchus (flier cichlid) is the source of this 1435-nucleotide messenger RNA. RefSeq names its product cytosolic sulfotransferase 3-like. The transcript has 7 exons. Bases 97 to 978 code for a protein of 293 amino acids. The record is from RefSeq and is a predicted model, not a curated record. NCBI's taxonomy places the organism in Eukaryota, Metazoa, Chordata, Actinopteri, Cichliformes, Cichlidae. Gene Ontology annotation, molecular function: sulfotransferase activity.
ACAGUAUUAAAAACCAAACAGACGAGAAUGACACAGGAGAAUACUGAGUAAAACUCAGGAAGCUAUUAUUUAGAAUAAAAACAUUCAGCAUCACAGAUGGAGGUACCACCUCGGCCAGAACUGUUUGACUUCCACGGAGUCUGCAUGCUCAAACAAUUUACCAACAACUGGGAAAAUGUACAGAACUUCAAAGCAAGACCAGACGAUAUUCUUAUUGCUACUUACCCUAAAGCAGGAACCACAUGGGUAUCAUACAUCCUUGAUCUUCUGUAUUUUGGACAUAUGGAUCCAGACCGUCAGACAUCCGUGCAUCUUCAUGAAAGAGUGCCCUUCCUGGAGUUCUGCAAACCUUCUUUUCCCACAGGUACAGACCUUGCUGACAAACUUCCAACUAUUCCUCGUCUUAUUAAAACUCAUCUACCAGUCCAGUUUGUACCAAUAUCCUUCUGGGAGCAGCGCUGCAGGAUAGUCUAUGUGGCCCGCAAUGCAAAGGACGAUGCAGUAUCCUUUUUCCACUUUGGAAGAAUGAACAGUGCCCUGCCAGAACCAGGAGACUGGAGCACCUUUCUGCAGGGAUUCAUGGAGGGAAAGAGGGUUUUUGGAUCGUGGUAUGACCAUGUGAACGGCUGGUGGGAGAAGAAGCAGACUUAUUCAAAUCUUCACUACAUGUUCUAUGAAGAUUUGAUUGAGGACUGUGGACGAGAAAUAGAUGGACUGUGUUCCUUCCUCGGUUUGUCUCCUUCCCCUGAAGAGAAGGAAAGAGUAAGAACCAGUGUGACGUUUGACAGUAUGAAGCAAAACAAAGUGACCAACUACACCACCAUCAAAACACUUAACCACACUGUGUCACCUUUCAUGAGAAAAGGAAAAGUUGGUGACUGGAAGAACCACUUCACUGUGGCCCAGAAUGAACAGUUUGAUGAAGACUACAAGCAGAAGAUGAAGAAUCCUGACCUAAAGUUUCGCUUUGAAAUUUAGAGCCCAGCUGUGCAUGAUGGAGGUCUGAAGUGAUUAUGUUAAAUAUAAGUAAGCUUUGAUCAACACAGAUAUCUCAUAAUUAGCAGAGGACAUUUAUCCCUCCUUACUGUAACCAUCCUGAUGGAUAUAAAUCAGCAUCAAUCAAACAAACAAACCAAAACUUGAUUGAGUUUAGUUGUAAGUCCUAUGUAGAGCUAUACUGUGAAAUCCGAUCUACUUAUGCACAAAAAAAUGCUCCCAAGAAGUAGCCAUGGUGUGGAUUGUAUUGUGUUGACUGGUUGUUGAUUAUUAUUAUUAUUUUUUAAAGUUUCCCAUGACACAGCAAGCUGUAGACUUCUGAAAAGCAAAUAUAAGAAUUACUUAUUCUGGAAAACAAUAUUCACUAAACAUGCCAUGAUGUUAGAUGUAUAAGUUUGAAAAUGUGCUCCCUUCUGGUUGUAAUUUGACAUGUUAAUAA